AUGUGGACGCUCAUGUUUCUCAAAAUCUAUGCUCGAAAUACUGUCUUGUCUUCUUUGGCUGGUGGUGUUGACCCGGAUACCUACAUGAAGUGGGUGUGGCUCUUCCUCGAUGGCAUCGUUUAUCUGGAGUGCCAUGUGAUUAUUUGGGAGAAUCAACUCAAGCUUGACAGAGGCAAUGAUUGUCUCACUAGCGUGGACUGCACUGAUUGUCGGAUUCCCAACCAUGGACCGGAUUUUGCUUCCCACAAAUUCAACAAAAGUGGUUUGCGAUAUGAGAUCGCUCUUUGCAUUUUGACCGGUGAUGUUGUUUGGCUGAAUGGUCCUUUCGAGUGUGGAAAAUGGCCCGACAUCAGCAUCUUUCAAUCUGCUCUUUUGGGUAUGCUGGCUGACAAUGAACGUGUGGAGGCAGACGAUGGCUAUGUCGGUGAUCACCCAAUGUACAUCAAAUGCCCAGCUGGAUUCGCCAAUCCGGAGGAGACUCUCUUCAUGCGGCAGAGUACAUCAAAUGCCCAGCUGGAUUCGCCAAUCCGGAGGAGACUCUCUUCAUGCGGCAGAGAGUUCGAAACAGGCAGGAAACAAUCAACGAGCGAGUGA
This is a messenger RNA of Seminavis robusta, 594 nucleotides long. NCBI's taxonomy places the organism in Eukaryota, Bacillariophyta, Bacillariophyceae, Naviculales, Naviculaceae. The record is from the annotation of a GenBank genome assembly.